This is a messenger RNA of Gambusia affinis (western mosquitofish), 2945 nucleotides long. Its product is annotated as RPA-related protein RADX. NCBI's taxonomy places the organism in Eukaryota, Metazoa, Chordata, Actinopteri, Cyprinodontiformes, Poeciliidae. The transcript has 19 exons. Gene Ontology annotation, cellular component: replication fork. Gene Ontology annotation, biological process: regulation of DNA repair. Gene Ontology annotation, molecular function: single-stranded DNA binding. Bases 11 to 2482 code for a protein of 823 amino acids. The record is from RefSeq and is a predicted model, not a curated record.
AUUUCCCACAAUGCACCUCUCUGGAACUGACAGGGCUACCAUGGCGGCAGACGGCUGCAUCUUCCACAGGACCCUGACCAGGUCCAGACCCGCUCCGAACCAGGCGUCUUCGUGCUCUCCAGUUGUCUGCAGGGAGUCCCUGCACGUUGUGGACAUUCGCCGUUACAGCAGAGACCCGGCGUCCGCCAUCUACUUCCCCCAGGCCGUCCUGAGUGGUGAGGACCUGUAUGACGUCACGCUGACAGACGGUGACUGCCGCCUCCAGGUGACUCUGGACCCCGGUCUGAACCGCCUGGUGGAGAGGCGGGUCCUGAAGCCGGGGUCGGCGCUCCGUAACGCUGCCUUCAUCCCGGCCCUGAGCGCCCAACUCCCAGAAUGCCCUGGGGCCUCUGCAGACAGAGACAGUUACAGGCUGGUGAGCGUUCAGGUUGAUGAGGAGGAGGAGGAGAAGGAGGAGGAAGAGGGAGUCAGGAGGUCCGAUGCGGACUGGGACUCUCUGCCCUGGUUUGGACCAUCAGAACCAGCAGGUGCGCUGCUUCCUCUCAGAGCCAGCAGGAGCGUCUUCCUCCCUCUGUGGAAUAACGUGGACUACAGCGGCGAGGAGUGGACGGAGGCUCCGCCCACUGACAGCCUGGAGGAGGACGAGGAGGAGGAGGAGGAGGAAGGACGACAGCCGUCUGUUACCGUGUCCGAGCUGCGGGAACGCUUCCUGUCCGGGCGCCGCGGCGUCACCAGGGGCGCCAUCCAGCAUCAGCUGAUCGUACGCAUCAUCAACAAGUCCCACCUGAUGUACUACGGCAGGACAGACAGGAACUGUGAAUGCCCAUAUAAGGCCGUGCUGCAGGCCUGCGACCGGACAGGAAGUGUGUGUGUGGUGCUGUGGAACAGCGUGUGUGUCAGCUGGUACCGCCGCCUGGAGCUCGGUGACAUCAUCAGCCUGCGACGCUUCCGGGUCAAACAGCACUACCAGGCCGAGGUCGACGACAUCGAGGUCAGUGUGAACAGCAGGAACCCGGCAGCUCAGCUGUGCAUCGUCUCCGAGUCGUCCGUCUCACCGGAGAGCGUCCCACCUGCGCCGUCACACAGCUUCUACAACAGCAAGGAGUUGCAGGAGCGUCGUCACGGCUCCCUGUGUGAUGUCAUCGGCCUGCUGACCUUCGCAGGUCGGUCGGAGCGAGUCCGGAAUAAAGAUGGUCGAGGGGCGGGGCUUCUGGAGUACCGCUGGCUCCGAUUGGAGGACGGCAGCAGCGAGCAGCCAAUCGUGGUGAAGCUGUUCUCCACGUCGCAGCCUGAGACGCAGCUGAAGCUCCACCCACUGUCCGUGGUGGUCUGCACCCGCCUCCGGCCCGUCACGACCCAGCAGAACCCCGCCUGGCUCUACCUCACCAACACCACCUACACACAGGUGUACUGCACAGGGCAGGGUCACCACCGCCGGAUGAGCUACCGGCGGCUGCAGCCGGUCCGGAGUUUCCUGCGGUGGCUGAGGGGCCAGGAGGACCAGCAGGUGCUGAGCAGGGCUCUGAUUGGAGGGUUCUUCAUCUUCCCGCCUCCUCCCGUCUCCUUGGAAACGCUCAUGAGGGAGAGGAGAGGUGAGAUCGGGUUCCUGCAGGGGGCGGAGCUUCAGAGGGAGCUGGAGCGGCUCUGUUACCGGGAGCGACGCACCUUCUGCCUCCAGGCGACCGUUUCCAUGGUUACCUACAGCUGCACAGGGGAGGAGGAGCGCUGUUUGUUCUGGACGGACAGGCCGUGGUCCUCGCCGUGUCCGCCGUCCUUCAGGGCGCCGUCGUCCUCGCCGUUCUGCCCGACGUCUCCGUCCUCGUCCCUCAGCGCCUCCACGCCGCGUCACGCAGGCGCGCCACGGAGGUCCGGCAGGCGGAGGAAGCUGCUGAUGCCGGAGACGCCCAGCAAGAGGCGUCCUCUGCUCGCUGUCCAGACAGAACCCAACAGGACAGAGAUCCUGUUUGAAGCCUCCAUGGAGUUCGUGGUCCCCGCUGGCGAAGAAGAUGAGGAUGAUGAUGACGACGAUGAUGAUGACUCUUCAUCCUACGCCACCGCCGCCCUCCCCCCGACAUUCUCACCCGUCGCCACGGAAACCUUACCGCUGCGCUUCGACUACAAUCACAGGGAGGAGCAGGCUGCUGCCGUGGCGAUGGGGGGCGGGGCCAGCGCGGAGAGCUUUGGCUCCGCCCCCAGAGACUACUACACCGUGAGGCUGAGAGCUCUGUCCGACGGCCUGACGAUCGACGCCGUCUUCCUGCCUCACCUGUCCUCCUCCUCGCAUCGCCACGCCAACACCUGGACCUCCAUCCUGUCCCAGGGAGCCUUCUCCUCUCACACACCGCCGCCGUCUCCAGCUGACCUGAUCGCCAUGGCGCCCCAGCUGGCCAAUCAGAGGCUGGUCUGCGUCCUGGAGGCGUGUCACCUGGGCGGAGCCAGAACCGAGCUGGUUCUGAGUCGAGGUUUCCACCUGAAGGACUGACACCGGAAGGUUCCUCACUGCGACCCAGAAGAACCAACAAGAACUUUUCAAUAAACAUCGUAAUCAAACUCUGACUCUUCAGACUGUAAACGUCUAGUGGUUGCCAUGGAGACCUGAGCUGGGGAGGUUUUAUCCUCUGGACCAACCCGGUGGACAAGUGGGGCUCUGUGUCCCAUCAUAACUGUUCCCCAGGGAAACGGAACGAUACAAUAAGAGGUUCCAGAAAGUAUUAUUUAUUUAUUCAGUUUAAUUAUGUAGCAACAUUUUAUAACAUGUCACCUUAAUGGACUUCAGUAAAAAGUCAUUUUUAUUCAUUUUAAUGCUAGUCACCAAUCAAAGGAUUUUCAUUUUAUUCACAAUAAAACCAGAAGAACUGAUUCAGUUCAUCUGUGUUUGAAUGGGAGCAAAUGUUUUUAUUGUAAAGUGACUUUGAUUGUCUUAAUAAAGUGUCAAAUUAGUUUUA